ACUCUUACUCAUAAUAAUGUGAACUAAGAGACAGAGAUUCUGGAACUCGCGAAGACAUUUGCACCCGCACAAGAAAUAUGACUCAACAUAUACGAUUUAAAUUGUGCCAUGUCCGAUGAUCCAUGAAAGAAUAAUCGAUUCGUCCAAUGAAGAAAGUCUUUAUAGUACCGCAUUUAAACCAUUUGCCCCGGCUUUCAAUAUCUGAGCAAGUUACCCAGAGAUGAUAGUGCUGCCCUCACCGGCCCUUUAGGUCACGUGUUCUGGACAUUCCAUACUUUUAUGACCAAGUAGAAAUGGGGAUUCCCCGUAGUAACAGACCAACACUCCCUGGAAUUUGUGACGUCAACAUGCUUGAACAUCCAUCCCUGGAGGAUGCGUCCUUCCAGCCCAGUCGCAGGAGGUACAAGUACUACGUGCAGCUGACGUGCAGUGCGUGGUGGGUUUCACAUAGCAAAAUCUGUCAUAAUGUCAGCAAUGGAAGAUAGAGUUUUUGAAUUACCUGUAAAGACCGGAAUAUCACAAGAAGGUCAACGAGUCAAUUGUUUAGAAAAAAAAAUGCUUGAGGUUCAGCAAGCCAUGGAAGGACGCUUCGAGCGUUUAGAGACAUCCUUGGAUCGUGCACUAGGUUCAAUGGUGCCUCGUGUUCAGGCUCUUUUAGAAGCAAUUGAACAACAAUCUUUAAAUAAUGAAGCAUUUAACAGAAGACAAGAAAGUGUCACAAACCCUGAUAGAAAUGGAGAAGUCUCUUUGAUUGAAGAGAGCCAAGAUUCUGCAAGAGAAUUAAAUUUGCCGGAGAGGCUUGUUGGUGCAUCAGCUCGUGGUGAUGUGAGUCGCGUGCAACAGCUGCUAGAAGCGGGAGCCAGAGCUUUUGAUCGAAGUGCCGAUGGUGACACAGCACUGCAUGCAGCUGCAAGAGAAGGUCGUGCUGAAGUUGCAGAGAUAUUGUUGUGUGCUGGAGCGGAUGUCAACACACGAGGCCAGCACAUGUAUACCCCUUUACAUUGUGCGGCUUUAGAGGGCCAUUCUGCUGUUUUGCAGAUCAUUUUGGGUGCUAAACCACCUCUGAAUGCAGAAGACGUCGAGGGAGCCACAGCUCUGGCCUUGGCUGCAGCUGCAGGGCACAAGCGAGUGGUGCAUCUGCUGUUGGAAAAAGGAGCCCAAGUUGUGACCAAUAAUGCUUGUAAUAAAGCACCAUUAAUAAUGGCUGUUUCAGCAGGACAUGAAGAGAUUGUAAAACAACUAUUGGAUAAAGGUGCUAAUGCAAAUACAACUGAAAAUGUACAUGGACACACUGUCCUUAUGUUAGCUGUGUUAGGAGGAAACACAGAAAUUGUUAAACUACUUUUGGGGAACAAGGCAAAUGUUAACACAACUUCAAAGACCGGACAAACAGCUCUUAUGUUAGCAGUUAUAGGACGCUUCACUGACAUAGUUAAGUUACUCACAGAGAAGGGAGCGAGUGUGACAGUACAGGAUGGCAAUGGCAAACCAGCAGUGUUUUUGGCAGUUUCCAUGGGCUGUAGAGACAUUUUGAAACAUCUUUUGAACAAGCAAGCUUCACCAGAUGCCAAAGAUUCAUCCAACAAAACAGCUCUCCAGCUUGCUGUUGAAAAUGGGUUCACUGAGAUAGUACAACUGCUCCUUGAGUAUGGGGCAAGUUCAACUCUGUGCUAUGAUAACUCUAACUGUCCCCUGAAAAUAGCAAUUCAGGGAGAACGUAGUGAAAUUGUAAAAGCAUUACUGAGGCAUGACGCUGGAUCAAACUCUGAGCAGGUUCUUGAUGCUCUCAAAUCAAUGAAGAACCCAUCAGUGGCUUGGGCUAUGGUGGAUGGUGUCCCAAACGUCAUCCGUGGUGAAGCUGGGAUUAAAGGGCUCUUUUCAGCUGUGGCAAAUGAGCACACAUCUGUGGUACAAGUAUUUUUGGAUGUAGGAUUGGAUCCAAAUAGUCGAAACAGUGAUGACUGGACACUUCUACACAUUGCAGCCAAAGAAGGUCGCCCAGAUUCAGUGCGGGUACUUCUUCAGAAGGGUGCUGAUAUUGAAGCUACUAAAGAAGGACUCACAGCUCUGCAUGUUGCUGCACAAGGUGGUCAUCAUGAAUGCCUCUUGCAGCUUCUGAAUAAUGGCUCAAGUGUUUCUAAAGUAGAUGAUCAAGGAGCAACACCCCUUCAUCUUGCUGCAGCCAGUGGUUCAGCUAGAAGUGUUACUGCUUUGUUGGCAGCUGGAGCAGAUUUUUCAAUAAAAGACAUCUUGGGCAACACCCCACUUCAUAAUGCUGCCGAAGGAAGUCAUGAAGAAGUUGUACGCAUAUUAUUAGAAGCAGGAGCGAGUCCUCUGGAAAGAAACAGAGAAGGAGAAAUGCCCUAUGACAUUGCAACUUCUGAAACUGUUCAAGAGUUGCUAGAAUACGUAAAAGGCUGUUACAGAAUUUCAUUUACAAAUCCCACUUAUGAAGAAGCAUUUGAAGCGGCAAGAAAAAAGUGGGAUUCUCCGUUGAAA
Gryllus bimaculatus (two-spotted cricket) is the source of this 2499-nucleotide messenger RNA. The record is from the annotation of a GenBank genome assembly. Lineage: Eukaryota; Metazoa; Arthropoda; Insecta; Orthoptera; Gryllidae.